Arvicola amphibius (Eurasian water vole) is the source of this 1026-nucleotide messenger RNA. RefSeq names its product PVR related immunoglobulin domain containing (gene Pvrig). Gene Ontology annotation, molecular function: signaling receptor activity. NCBI's taxonomy places the organism in Eukaryota, Metazoa, Chordata, Mammalia, Rodentia, Cricetidae. Gene Ontology annotation, cellular component: plasma membrane. Gene Ontology annotation, biological process: negative regulation of T cell receptor signaling pathway. The record is from RefSeq and is a predicted model, not a curated record. The transcript has 3 exons.
AUGGAGGCCCCCAACUCCCAUCCCUCUCCCUCUCAGUUCGCUGUGGGGUCUAGGGACCAACGUCAUCUCUCUGGUACAGUGAGUUGGGAAGGAUUUGUUGAUGCCGGACAGAACCACUAGCCUGUGUUACAUCCAGAACUUGGCACCCAACAGUGGGCCCUGCCUCCCAGGUCCGCUGGAAACUCAAUAGCAUCUCCUCUCAUUCUGACCCUGGAACAAUCCAAGGCAAGAAACUUCCUGGCCAACACCUCAUUCUGCUGUGAGUUCGUUACCUUCCCUCAGGGUUCCAGAGUUGCCUGUGGAGACCUGAAUAGCUCAGAUCCAGGACCUCUCUGCCCAACUCCAGGCCCCAUUCUUCAAGGAGACCUGACCAGGAUCUUGGGAACCUUGGGGGUUCUCUUGUUUGGUUUCAUCUUUAUACUCUGUCUCCUGUGGCGGCAGAAGCGUUGGUGUUUCAGUAACUCUCAGCCGUCCUCCACCAGCCCCCAGGCACAGGCGCAAACACAGACGCAAAGGCAGGUGAGGCUUGGAGGACGGUUUCUGGAGCGGGGCACCAGCAGUGCCCCACAGCCUGCCAGCCAAGCAUCCCUGGCUGCUCUCCUCUACCCACCACCCGAUUCAGCACCUCUGUGUAAGGCUAUGGUCCACCAUGACCAGCACCUUGCCGCACCAACGAACCCCCGUUGCCUGUCUCCUCAGCUUCCCUGCUUGGCCUCUGCGCGCGGCAGCUUCAUCUCUACUGAGAAUGGACUGUAUGCUCUGGCCAGAGAAAAUUCUUCCCACCCCGUUCCCGACAUCCUUGCUGCCACCGACUGUCUGGAAUACAGGUACCCUGUGCUCGGGAACUCAAUGACAGGCACCCCCAGUCCCUCCAGGCCUUGGGAGAUCCUUUUGCUGAUGCCUUUAUCUUGGACACAGCCCUCCUUGAUCAAUCUUGUUUUAUUUUUCGGCCUCUGAUAAGAGCACAUCCUGCUAGCUAGGAUGUGGUCAGUGUGUGCGCAUAUAUGACCCAGGUGUGGGUGGAGG